Molecule: messenger RNA, 558 nt
Organism: Echinops telfairi (small Madagascar hedgehog)
Lineage: Eukaryota; Metazoa; Chordata; Mammalia; Afrosoricida; Tenrecidae
Product: UPF0686 protein C11orf1-like
Exons: 1
Coding region: 1-558 (185 amino acids)
Cellular component (GO): nucleus
Source: RefSeq, a predicted model, not a curated record
AUGGAACAGCUGGGCAUGGAUCUCACUCACUCUCCUAGGAAACCUUCAACCUGUACAAGCUACUCAACAUCUCAUUUCUCUUCAGGGCAGAGACAGGCCCUGGUGUGUUUCCUCACAAACCCACACUGUGGCAGCCUCAUUAACGCUGAUGGCCAUGGUGAAGUGUGGACAGAUUGGAAUGAUGUGUCCAAGUUUUUCCAGUAUGGAUGGAGAUGCACCACUAAUGAGAAUUCCUGUUCAAUCCGUACUCUGAUAGGCAACUGGAACCAGGAAAGAUAUGACCUAAAGAUUAUUGUGCAGCCAAAACCCCUGCCUUCCCAGUUUGGACACUGUUUUGAAACAAUAUAUGACACAAGCUACAAGAUGCCUCUUUCAACCCAUAGAUUUAACCAAGAGCCUCACUGGUUCCCAGGACAUCAACCUGAACUGGAUGCUCCCCAAUACAAAUGCACAGGAAAGUCCACGCACAUGAAUAGCUAUUCAAAGCCUCAACUCGCGCAUCAUCUUGAGUGUGUAUGGGAUCCUAGUAAUGACCAAUUUCACGGUCCAAGAUUCUGA